GUUCAGCCCAUUGACUGGAGCAAGCACGAGGGCCAAGGCUUACAACAGAAGCUUCCCUUUCAUUCAAUCGCCAUAUUUGGCGCCUCUCCACACUUUCAAAACCUCGCUUUCCCUCCCACAUUUCACUGCUUGCCUCUCUGUCACUCUCUUUCUCACACAUUCUCAACUCAUACACAGAAACAGAAAUGGAGCAACAGAGAAAGCAGAAGGUGGUACAGCAAGAACAAGAGGAACAAGAAGACAUACAACACGGUCCUUUCCCUGUUGAACAACUUCAGGCAUCUGGUAUUGCUGCCAUUGACAUAAAAAAGCUAAAAGAUGCUGGCCUAUGUACUGUAGAAUCUGUUGCAUACUCUCCAAGGAAGGAGCUUCUGCAAAUAAAAGGAAUCAGUGAUGCAAAAGUUGAUAAGAUCAUUGAGGCAGCUUCAAAGUUGGUGCCUUUGGGUUUUACUAGUGCCAGCCAACUCCAUGCUCAGAGGCUUGAAAUUAUUCAAAUAACUUCUGGAUCAAGGGAGCUUGACAAAAUCUUAGAAGGAGGAAUUGAAACGGGAUCCAUUACUGAAUUAUAUGGUGAGUUCCGUGCUGGAAAGACUCAACUAUGCCAUACACUGUGUGUGACUUGCCAGCUUCCAUUAGAUCAAGGGGGUGGCGAGGGAAAAGCAAUGUACAUCGAUGCUGAGGGAACAUUCAGGCCACAGAGGCUAUUACAGAUUGCAGAGAAAUAUGGGUUGAAUGGUGCUGAUGUUUUGGAGAAUGUGGCCUACGCUCGAGCAUAUAACACUGAUCAUCAAUCUAGGCUGCUGCUUGAAGCUGCUUCAAUGAUGGUGGAAACAAGGUUUGCACUUAUGAUAGUAGACAGUGCAACUGCUCUUUAUAGGACAGAUUUUUCAGGAAGGGGAGAACUCUCGGCUAGGCAAAUGCAUCUUGCCAAGUUCUUGAGGAGCCUUCAGAAAUUAGCUGACGAGUUUGGUGUUGCUGUCGUUAUUACCAACCAAGUUGUUGCUCAAGUGGAUGGUUCUGCGAUUUUUGCUGGGCCACAAGUCAAACCCAUUGGUGGUAACAUUAUGGCGCAUGCUACUACAACGAGGCUUGCUCUACGGAAGGGAAGAGGAGACGAGCGCAUUUGCAAAGUAGUGAGUUCUCCAUGUUUGGCCGAAGCAGAAGCAAGGUUUCAAAUUUCUGUAGAAGGUAUAUCAGAUGUAAAGGAUUGAUCAACUGUGCUUUGGCAUUUUGUUUUUGACUAGUUUUGUGACGUUUGAAGGUCAUUUUUAUUCAUCAAAAUGAUCUCUGUAUUACUAUUUCCUCAAGCAAACCAGGAAUAAGAUGCUUUUCUCCCCUAGUUGAAGAGGAAGAAUGUUAACAUUUUGCUUACGGUGAUCCUAGUUACCAAAUUGUGUUGAAGGUUGAAAUUUACGUGUUUAAGAAGUUAUUACA
Olea europaea var. sylvestris is the source of this 1434-nucleotide messenger RNA. RefSeq names its product DNA repair protein RAD51 homolog. Bases 186 to 1211 code for a protein of 341 amino acids. Gene Ontology annotation, molecular function: ATP binding; single-stranded DNA binding; ATP hydrolysis activity. Gene Ontology annotation, biological process: double-strand break repair via homologous recombination; mitotic recombination; chromosome organization involved in meiotic cell cycle. The transcript is spliced from 9 exons. Lineage: Eukaryota; Viridiplantae; Streptophyta; Magnoliopsida; Lamiales; Oleaceae. Gene Ontology annotation, cellular component: condensed nuclear chromosome. The record is from RefSeq and is a predicted model, not a curated record.